GGCGACACUGACUGGCAUUGAUAGGUGGCACUGACUGGCACUGAUGGGUGACACUGAAAGGCAGCUCAGAUGGGCACUGAUAUGUGGCAUUGAUGUGCACUGAUGGGCACUGGCAGGUAGCAUGGAUGAGCACUGACAGCUGGCACUGAUGGACACUGACAGGUGGCACUGCUGGGGCUACACAAAUCAUCAGGGCACACUGAUUAUCAGUGCCCUGAUGCGGCUCUCCUCUCGAGCUGUCAGUGUGACAGCUCGUGAGGAGAGAAAUGCUGAUAACCGGCAUUUCCCUGUUUACAUGUGAUCA
Messenger RNA from Staurois parvus, 304 nucleotides. Lineage: Eukaryota; Metazoa; Chordata; Amphibia; Anura; Ranidae. The record is from the annotation of a GenBank genome assembly.